Molecule: messenger RNA, 930 nt
Organism: Linum tenue
Lineage: Eukaryota; Viridiplantae; Streptophyta; Magnoliopsida; Malpighiales; Linaceae
Source: the annotation of a GenBank genome assembly
AUGAGCAAUCAGCAAUCUCCGACGGAAUUAAUGUUUUGGGACGCUCACCAGAUCCGCCAGAUAGAUGGCUUCUGGUACCUGGUGAAAUCUGCCGACCACAUGGCCGCAUUCAGGUCACGAUUCCAGCCGAGAAGCGACGACAUCGUCUUGACAACCUUCCGCAAAACAGGAACAACCUGGCUCAAAGCUCUCUGUUACAACAUCCUCGACAAAGAACAAGACCAAGACCUCCUCGCGAUGAAGAACCCCCACGAAGUGGUCCCCACGCUUGAGAACACUUUCCUCGAAGACAGAGUCCAAGAUAUAUUGCUCCGUUUCCCUCCCGCCGGCCGGCUGCUCCACACGCACCUGCCUUAUAGUUACCUGCCGGAGGCGGUGACGGACUCCAGAUGCAAGAUCGUGUACCUGGCUCGGAAUCCCAAGGACACGGUGGUGUCGAUGUGGCAUUUCUACAACAAGUUAUUCAAGAGCGGGCCGGGCGAUGAGCCAUACCCGUUGGAGGGAGCUGUGGAGAGCUUCUGCACUGGGAUUAUGCCUUUCGGGCCAUUUUACGAGCACGUGGUGGGCUAUUGGGAGGAGAGCCGGAGGCGGCCUCAGGAGGUGUUGUUUCUCAAGUAUGAGGAUUUGUGGAGAGAGCCAAAGGAGCAGGUCAGGAAGCUGGCUUCAUUUCUCGGGAAACCCUUUGCCCAGCUGGAGGAUGGAGAUGGCGAGCUGGGGAAGGUGCUGUGGCGGAGUAGCUUGGAAAGGCUCAAGGAGUUGGAGGUUAACAAGUAUGGUAUUGGAGAGCUCAACCAUGUGCUCAAUUCCACCUUCUUUAGGCAAGGAACUGUACGAGAUUGGGAAAAUUACUUGAUUCCACAGAUGGCUCAGCGCAUUGACCAGCUUACCCAGUCUAAAUUGCAGGGGACUGAGCUUUCUCUUGAUGAUUAA